AUGAGUCCAAUUAGAUCAAAUGUACUGCGGCUUUAUCAGAUCCCUCAGAUCAGCUACGCCUCCACCGCUCCCGAGCUGAGUGACGAUCGGCGAUACGACUUCUUCUCUCGGGUCGUUCCUCCGGACAGCUUCCAGGCUCAGGCCAUGGUGGACAUCGUGAAGGCGAUGGGCUGGAACUACGUGUCCACGCUGGCGUCGGAGGGAAGCUACGGAGAGAAGGGAGUGGACGCCUUCAUGCAGCUCUCCAGAGAAGCAGGUGGAAUCUGUAUCGCUCAAUCACUGAAAAUCCCUCACGACCACAAACCGUCCGACUUUGAUAAAAUCAUCCGUCUGCUGCUGGACACUCGCUACGCCAGAGCGGUCAUCCUGUUCGCCUCCGAUGAGGACAUCAGGGGGAUCCUGAACGCCUCUAAGCGAGCCGACCAGCUUGGACACUUCCUGUGGAUCGGCUCGGACAGCUGGGGAGCUAAAAACAGUCCGAUCCACCAGCUGGAGGACGCCGCCGUCGGAGCCGUCACCAUCCUGCCGAAGAGAGCCACCAUCAGCGGGUUCGAUGCGUACUUCACAUCUCGAACGCUGGAGAACAACCGCAGGAACGUUUGGUUCGCUGAGUACUGGGAGGAGAACUUCAACUGCAAACUGAUGAGCUCCUCCAAGAAAGACGAGAGCAGCAGGAAGUGCACAGGUCAGGAGCGGAUCGGCAUCGACUCGAAGUACGAGCAGGAAGGGAAGGUCCAGUUUGUGAUCGACGCGGUGUACGCGAUGGCUCACGCUCUGCACAACAUGCAGCGAGACCUCUGCCCCGACACCUCCGGCAUCUGUGCUGAGAUGGACCUGGCAGGAGGCAAGAAGCUGCUCAAGUACAUCCGCAGCGUCAGCUUCAACGGAAGUGCCGGUACGUCGGUGACGUUUAACCGUAACGGAGACGCUCCCGGACGUUACGAUCUGUUCCAGUAUCAGCUGAACAACGUGACGGGAGCCGGCUACCGCGUGAUUGGCCAGUGGACCGAGACGCUGCAGCUCAACAUGGAGGACAUGCAGUGGCCUCGAGGCGAGCAGGACGUCCCCAGCUCCGUGUGCAGCCUUCCCUGCAGGACCGGCGAGAGGAAGAAGGUGGUGAAGGGGAUGCCGUGCUGCUGGCACUGCGAGCCCUGCGACGGCUACCAGUACCAACACGACGAGUUCACCUGUAAGCUCUGCUCCUACAACAUGAGGCCCAACGCCAACCGCACCGCCUGCCAGCCCAUCCCCAUCAUCAAGCUGGAGUGGCACUCUCCGUGGGCCGUGAUCCCGGUCUUCCUGGCCAUGCUCGGCAUCGUCGCCACCAUCUUCGUCAUGGCGACGUUCGUCCGCUACAACGACACGCCGAUCGUGCGAGCGUCGGGCCGCGAGCUGAGCUACGUGCUGCUGACCGGCAUCUUCCUCUGCUACAUCAUCACCUUCCUCAUGAUCGCCAAGCCGGACGUGGGCGUGUGCUCGUUCCGGCGGAUCUUUCUGGGUCUGGGGAUGUGCAUCAGCUACGCCGCCCUGCUCACCAAAACCAACCGCAUCUACCGGAUCUUCGAGCAGGGUAAGAAGUCGGUGACGGCGCCGCGGCUCAUCAGCCCCACCUCGCAGCUCGCCAUCACCUCCAGCCUGAUCUCGGCGCAGCUGCUGGGCGUGCUGAUCUGGUUCGGCGUGGACCCUCCGAACACCGUCAUCGACUACGACGAGCAGAAGACGGUGAACCCGGAGCUGGCGCGCGGCGUGUUGAAGUGCGACAUCACGGACCUGCAGAUCAUCUGUUCUCUGGGUUACAGCAUCUUACUGAUGGUGACGUGUACUGUUUACGCCAUAAAGACGCGCGGCGUUCCCGAGAACUUUAACGAGGCCAAACCCAUCGGCUUCACCAUGUACACCACCUGCAUCGUCUGGCUCGCCUUCAUCCCCAUCUUCUUCGGAACGGCGCAGUCGGCAGAAAAGCUGUACAUCCAGACGACCACGCUGACCAUCUCCAUGAACCUGAGCGCCUCCGUUGCCUUGGGGAUGCUCUACAUGCCCAAAGUCUACGUCAUCAUCUUCCACCCGGAGCUCAACGUGCAGAAGAGGAAACGCUCCUUCAAGGCCGUCGUCACGGCAGCCACCAUGUCGUCCCGCCUCUCCCACAAAGCCAGCGACAGACCCAACGGGGAGGCCAAGACGGAGCUGUGUGAGAACGUCGACCCCAACAGUCCUGCUGAGAAGAAGAAGUUUGUGAGCUACAACGACCUGGUGAUCUAA
This is a messenger RNA of Scomber japonicus (chub mackerel), 2259 nucleotides long. Its product is annotated as metabotropic glutamate receptor 7-like. Gene Ontology annotation, biological process: regulation of synaptic transmission, glutamatergic; G protein-coupled glutamate receptor signaling pathway. Bases 1 to 2259 code for a protein of 752 amino acids. Gene Ontology annotation, molecular function: group III metabotropic glutamate receptor activity. The transcript has 10 exons. Gene Ontology annotation, cellular component: membrane. NCBI's taxonomy places the organism in Eukaryota, Metazoa, Chordata, Actinopteri, Scombriformes, Scombridae. The record is from RefSeq and is a predicted model, not a curated record.